Molecule: messenger RNA, 3129 nt
Organism: Musa acuminata AAA Group (dessert banana)
Lineage: Eukaryota; Viridiplantae; Streptophyta; Magnoliopsida; Zingiberales; Musaceae
Exons: 5
Coding region: 1046-2689 (547 amino acids)
Source: RefSeq, a predicted model, not a curated record
AAACGAGGCUACAUGGUCGGUCAGUUGUUUCCAGAUUCCAUCCCUCACACCGUCGUCAGCAUCAUCGUAGGUUUUGCUUAGCCGAAGGCAACCGCAACAGCAGCAAAGCGAGCGAGAGAACGAAACAAGCGAAAAAAAGCGUGUGAGCAAGUGGGCCAAACCGUCGCAGAAUAGAGAGAGAGAGAGAGAGAGAGAGAGAGAGAGAGAGCAGUUGUCCCUUCUUCCAUCCCUUCCUCUCCUCAGCCUUCCAUCCUAUUCCGCCUCCUCUUCCUCCUUCCUAAAUCACGAAGAUCUCCCUCCUUGCCGCCAUCGCCUGUGCCGACGAACCCAUCGAGUUGACCUUAAUGAUCAUAUAAAUUCUUCCUCUGCCGUAAGAAUUCUUUGUGCUCGGUACUUGUCCUCUUCAUUUUUUGAUCGGGUUACUGAUAUCAAUUCGGAGUCUCUUAGGGUUCGAACUCAUCGCAGUUUUCCCCUAAUCUUGGAUUGUAGGGCUUUCUUGCCCUCAUCCUCCUUUUUUUUUCCCUUUGACCCCUUCUUCGGGAGCCUAGGGUUUGCCGUUCCUGAUUGGGAGCGCUCGUCGUUUCUGGGUUUUUGACCCUCUCUUGGAUGAUUUCUCCUUUUUGAUUGCUGGGUACUUCUUUUCUUCUGCUCUUUGAGUCGGUGCGGAGUUGGUGGUUUGCUGGGGGCCUUUUUUGCCUGGUAUCCAGUCGUAGUGCCAUCUCAUGGAUGUUGAAACGUUGAAAUCUUGGCCCUCUUCUAGAGAGAAUCGCGUUGAAGUUUAAGCAGAUUCCACGUUUUCACUAGAGGUAGCUCUGCACAGUAGACGUUUUGGCAGAAUAAAGCUUGCUCUUAUAUGAUGCUAAUUUAGAUUCCACGGCAGUGGUAUAACAACAAGCUUCACCUUUCUUUCGGGCGAAGUUGUGCGAUAGGCUUCUUCCAAGGACAUAUUUUGUACAUGAAAUAACACUCGUUGUAUGCAUAGGUUAUAGAUCAUAUUCACAAGUAGAGGGUUUUUACUGUAUAUAGAUAAUGGUCGGUGCCAGAGAUGGAGCAAGGUGAGCCAGCAUUGGUUCCACAGUGGUAUAAAUUAGCAAACGGGAACACAUCCAACACUGCCCUGCGAACCAGCUCUUCCAUACGAUUUGAUGAAAACGGUGUAGGACUUGGCUCGAGAAAUAGAUUACUCAGAGACCAAGAUAGGAACUUGCGGAGGAGUUUGAGCUCUAAUGGUUCUGUGAUUCAUGAUAAAGGUAGCUCUGGUAAAUCCCAGGCUUACAGUAGUUUUCGAAGAUCUCGUGAUAGAAACCUGGAGAAGGAUUUUGAUUUAUUUGAUAGGGAAAACAGGUCAGUUUUGGUUGACAAUGAAUUUGACCAUCUUGAUUCACUUAUUGGAGUUAGGGGUGAAAAGGAUGCCUUAAGACGCUUGCAGUCCAUGGUAGCAGGAAGGCAAGUUGACUCGCGGUCUAAAAGACUUGGAAGUAAUGCAAAUGGCAAUGCUCCGUUUGGGGGAAGUGUAAUAGGAAGUUUUAGCAAAACCUGCUUCGAGAAAGACUUUCCAUCCCUUCAAGCUGAGGGAAGGCAGGGCCUUUCAGAUGCAAGUGGUGUAUCAACCCCUGGUCUUAGAACUGCUGUUCAGAGUCUGCCCUUUAGUUCUCCUUUUAUAAUUGGAACAUCUGCUCUGGCAGAAGUACCAGUAAAAGUUGAAACUAAUGGUAAUGUACUCUCUCCCGUUGCACAAGUUGCUCCCAUUAGUCAGGCAUCUGCAACAGGAAGCACUAUGACCGGAUUAAACAUGGCAGAGGCACUCGCUCAGUUAUCUGUUGACACUCAGAGGAUCGAGGAGCUUACGUUAAAGAAGUGCAAGCAGCUAAUACCCAUGACACCUUUGAUGCCUAAGGCCUUGAGUUGCAACUCAUCAGAAAAGACAAAGUCAAAACUUGCAAUUGGUGGAGAUUAUAGUUCUCCCACUAAGGUUGGCCAGCGGUUGCAUGUGAACCUUACUGUUGGCACAAUGGCUAGAUCUGACAUUGCAAAGACAUCUCAAACAGGAAAUUUUCAAGUUCUUAACCGAGAGAAGAAAAAUGUCUCCCCUGCUGCUAAAGAUAGCUCAAAUGUUGGCAAACCUAUGAACCCCAUUGGCGUUGCUCCAUCUGCCGUGGUCCUUCCUUUGAAGAGUCCAACUGACCAGAAUCUUAAAGUUGAUAACAAUGGUGCCUUAUCUCAUACCUCCUUUGGGGAAAGAAAACUCCUUACCCAUGCUCAGAAUAGGAAUGAUUUCUUCAAUUUACUAAGGAAAAAAUCAUCUAGUAGUUCAAGGGCUAUUCUAGAGCCAACCUCUGUUGACCUGACAUCAAAAUUGGAUAAGUCGGAAGAAGACAACCUGCAAAUCACUUCCCCCACCACCAUGGAAAAUAACAACCUCUCAAUGGUAUCUGACUUGGAUUGCUCGACGGAGAUCAGAAAUUGUACGAAUGGAGAUUUUUGUGCCUCUGAUGAGUCCAAGAGAUUUUCGACUAACAAUGGAGAAACUAAUGGUUGUGCGGACAUUGUUGUCGAUCCAGAAGAAGAAGCCUUCUUACAGUCGCUUGGAUGGGAUAAAAAUGCAUGGGAGGAAGCUCUGACCAAGGAGGAGAUUGAAGCCUUCCUUAAGAAGCAUCCUAUUCUCGGUACGAGAAACAGAGACCAUUGAAGCUCGUGCCUAGUGAUAUGCACGGGGGCAACUUGCCUGGUGUAGACGCAUGAAGAAAUGCUGGUAGUCAGCUGGCUUUCUGAAAGUGAUUUCUAAUUGCUUGCUGUUUAGAGGGUUGAAAUAUGAGUUGGAAAUAUAGGUUGAUGAAAAAGAAGAGUGGACUUUUAUCCUUCAGCUGCCAAAAUGAAUUCUAAAAUGCAGAAUAAGAUUUAUAUAAUCACUUUGGUUUAUGGGGCUAUGGCAUUUUGUAGAGGUUUCUCUUUUGGCGUGAUGAAAUCACUGGGCAUCUGAAAAAAAGGUAAAUUUGGAAAAAUGAUCUUUGUAAUUAAUUAAUUGAGAUGUCCUUUCACCAUUUAUAUGUUCUAAUGGUCUCUGGCAUUUGUUUCUUCUGACUUUUAUCAAUCUUCUGAAUAGAAAAUGCCUAUAAGAAAUUCUGUUUA